Molecule: messenger RNA, 4266 nt
Organism: Aquila chrysaetos chrysaetos
Lineage: Eukaryota; Metazoa; Chordata; Aves; Accipitriformes; Accipitridae
Gene: CDS1
Product: CDP-diacylglycerol synthase 1
Exons: 13
Coding region: 285-1664 (459 amino acids)
Cellular component (GO): endoplasmic reticulum membrane
Molecular function (GO): phosphatidate cytidylyltransferase activity
Source: RefSeq, a predicted model, not a curated record
CCCGCCUUCUCUGCCCCAGCUGCCGCCGCGGGGACGCGGGCGCUUCUCCGCUCCCGGGGCGGUGGGGUCCGGUCUCGCCUCCGAGCUGUGGCGGCGGUGUCUGCAGCGAGAGCGCCCCCCUCCCCGGGGGGGGUAUAGCGCCAGGCUUCUCGGAGAAGGAGGAGGAGGAGGAGGCGGCGGCGGCCGGGCUCCGCGGCGCGGCCUCCGCGCCUUCCCCGUCCCGAUUGGCCCGGCCCCGCCUGCGCCCGCUCGCCGCCGGGCGGGCGUUGGGCUCCCGCGGCGCGAUGUCGGCGCGACGGCGGAGGGCGGCCGCCGACGAGAAGGAGAAGGAGGAGGAGGAGGAGGCAGCGGCAGCGGAGGAGGAGGAGGAGGAGGAGGAGGCGGGUAGCGACAAGGAAGUGGAUUUGGAAGAAAGACUUGAUGAGUUGGAUCUUAGAAGCGAUUCAGAUGUUCCUGAUGUUCCUCCACCAACAGACAGCACUCCAGAAAUCCUGAAAAGGGCUUUGUCAGGCUUGUCUGCCAGAUGGAAAAAUUGGUGGAUUCGUGGAAUUCUCACUCUAGCUAUGAUUUCUGUGUUUUUUCUGAUCAUAUACCUGGGAUCAUUUAUGCUGAUGCUUCUGGUCUUAAGCAUCCAAGUGAAGUGUUACCACGAAAUCAUUACUAUAGGUUACAGAGUCUACCACUCGUAUGAUUUACCAUGGUUUAGAUCCCUCAGCUGGUACUUUUUGCUCUGUGUGAACUACUUCUUUUAUGGAGAGACUGUAGCUGAUUACUUUGCUACGUUUGUUCAGAGAAGAGAACAGCUUCAAUUCCUAAUUCGUUACCACAGGUUUAUAUCUUUUGCACUCUAUUUAACGGGCUUCUGCAUGUUUGUUUUGAGUUUAGUGAAGAAACAUUAUCGUCUGCAGUUUUACAUGUUCGCAUGGACUCAUGUCACUUUGCUGAUCACUGUAACUCAAUCUCAUCUUGUCAUCCAAAAUCUCUUUGAAGGCAUGAUCUGGUUUCUGGUUCCAAUUUCAAGUGUUAUCUGCAAUGAUAUUACCGCUUACAUUUUUGGAUUCUUCUUUGGCAGAACUCCAUUAAUUAAGCUGUCUCCCAAGAAGACCUGGGAAGGGUUCAUUGGAGGCUUCUUUUCCACAGUUGUAUUUGGAUUUAUUUUUUCCUACUUUUUGGCUCAACAUCAAUACUUUGUCUGCCCUGUGGAAUAUAACAGCGAAACCAACAGAUUCAUGACAGAGUGUGAACCUUCAGAGCUCUUUCAGAUGAAGAAGUACUCUGUGCCACCAUUGCUUCAGGCUGUGUUGGGAUGGGAAACAGUGAAUAUGUACCCAUUUCAGAUGCACAGCAUUGCACUGUCAACAUUUGCCUCAUUAAUUGGGCCAUUUGGAGGAUUCUUUGCCAGUGGAUUUAAAAGAGCUUUCAAAAUCAAGGAUUUCGCAGACACAAUCCCUGGGCAUGGUGGGAUAAUGGAUCGCUUUGAUUGUCAGUACUUGAUGGCCACUUUUGUUCAUGUCUAUAUCACCAGUUUCAUAAGGGGUCCAAAUCCCAGCAAAUUACUGAAACAGCUGUUGAUACUUCAGCCUGAGCAACAACUAAGCGUGUAUAAAACCCUGAAAUCUCACCUCGUUGAAAAAGGUAUCCUGCAGCCAUCUCUGAGAGGGUAGUUUGUCAAAACGGAGGACUAGAAGAAACCUCCAUUUACAAGAAGUCUGUGGAAAAGCAUUGCAAACAUGCACAUAGGUAAUAGCUAAAGGAAGAGUAGUUUGUGGUCUGCCAGAGGUUAAUGUUUCCUGAAAUGAAUGUGAAUGCAAUGACUCCCUAUUAGGACACAGAAGAUCUCUUACUCCUAAAGCAAUGAAAAUGCUUGCAAAGUAACAGUACACAUGCUGUAUAUUUUAGUUCCUGAAGUGGAUGGCAGCAGUCUGCCUUCAGCGCCCAGCCUGACAGGCCUUGUAUUUAAAAAAAAAAAUAAAAAUUCACCUUUAGUUUUUAAUGAGUUAUUUAAUAUUGUAUAUCUUAGCAAUACUUUUUUGGUCUCCAGUGGUUACUGAAGCAUAAACAGAUGAGGCAGGUGGUCACUUUUAUGUAGCCCCGUGCUGAAAUUACAACUGCCCAGAAAAUACUUGUUAGCCCAGUCAAAGAGCUACUUAUGCCUGCUGUAUCAGACUACCUGUAUUUACUAAGUUGCUAUGAAGGUUAAACGUAGCUCUGUUUUUAAUCAAACAGCUUUCUUAUGAAACUAUUUCAUGCUUUCAAGAGAGAACUACCUUUACUGAAGUACAGCUGGGCUGUUUGGGCUGUGGAGCCACUAUUUUUUUCGUUAAUGUUAUGGAUUAUAAACAAGCAUCUACAUCCAAGAGUAGAGAUUACCUGAGAAAAUGGGAUUCUCCAACCCGGUGAACAGAUUGGAGAGAAUCUGGAGUUUAAGCCCUGGGUUUCCACGGCCUGGUCAGUGUCUGAAGACAGUAAUUCAAGCCUUAUUCCUUGUGCCUCUUAACUACCACGUAGAAUGGGGGUAUUUCAUUCUUUUUAAAAGCACUUUGAGGUCCUGAGUAAAAAGUGAAGUUUAACUGCUGUUUUAUUGAUGUGUUACUCAGUGAAGGCAGAAACUUUUAUCUCAUGAAUGUGCACAGUGCAAGACGGAAUGCAUGGUUCUUCUGCUCUGUGUUAUUAUUUAUUAAGAAGAUCCUCAAGCAAGCUUGGGUAACCACAUAGGUGUUUGAAUGGAGAAUUUUUAUAGAAAGCAGCUAUUCUGUAGACUUAGUGGGGCAUAUGAGGAAAGCUGAUGCUCUGUAAUUCUCAAUCCUAGCUGUUUUCUAACUUUUUUCAUCAUGUGACGUCUUGAUGCAAAUAAAAAUAUAAACUUUUUUUGAAAUGACAAAAAUUACUCCUGUAUAAACAGAAAGCACAAAUGCCAAUUUUUUUUUGGUAUACUGUAACUUGAUACAAUUUAAUUUUUCUGACUAAUUGUAAAUAAGUUUCUCCUGUGGUGAACGUACCGAUGCCAGAUAUAUUUGUGUGUGUGUAUAUAUAUAUAAAAUAUUAAAGGGUGUGUGUAUAUAUAUAUAUAUAUAUAAAAGGUGAAAAUUUUAAAUGGUUGGUGCUACUUGAGGAUAAAACCAUGGAGAAAAUAACUAGGGUGGGUGAUAAGGUGUAUCUGUAAAAUUUGACUGCUUUUUGUUGAACACCAUGCAGCUGAGACCACCGUGCACUCUGUUUUGCACUUAGGCCAUAGUAGCGUGGGUACAGCUUGUGUAUGGAAAAGCACCCCUGUACAUGGCUAUGAAACGAAAUCCGGGUCUAAAGUAGUUCCUGUUCAUGUCAAGUAUUUGACAGACUUAAAUUAUGUCUGACCUGGAGAUUGCAGUACUCUAUUGAAGGAACACUACAAGAGGUGAAAAGCAUCGCCAGCUGCUUGUCCGUCUGGCCAAGUGACUUGGCUCAUUAAUUGGAGGGGACUGAAUUUCAGCCCUUCUGCCAGAAGGGCAGCAUAGCCUGAGGUUAAAAGGUAGCACAGCCAGGGAGUAGUACAUGUGGAAAGGCACUUUAAAAAGAAGGGAAGGGAGAACGAAAGGGUGACCAAAGUAGCAUACCUGGAAAACUAAGUUUUAGAUGAGGCUUUGGUUAUGUACAGUACUUUGGUAGAUGCUUAUGAAAAACCACAGCUAUACUGAAGCUGGUAUAUCUUUAUCCUGGGUAUUUAAAAAAAAAAAAUUAAAAAGUUAUAUAUAGACUAUAUAUAUAUAUAUAUAUAAAAAGCUAAUUGUUACUUUGGAAACUUGAACUUUUUAGUGUAAUUUUAUAGCAUGUAUAAUAAGGAAGUUAAAAUAUAUUUUAGCAUUUAAUACAACAGCAUUUGAAAUUAGUUGCUAUCUAUUUGCACAAUAGAAAGUUCAACACUGCGAUUCUGAUGUUCGAUGUUAGAAUGAAGAAGGGAUCACUUGUGAACUCACUCAUCGAUUUUCUGGCUUAGGCUUGGUGUAAAUAAAGCUCAGCAGGACCUGUCACUGUGAAGUGACAACUACGCUUGCUUACUGUGAAGUGCAUUUACCCCACUUGUUAGUUCAAGCAGGAAAGUUUAACUUUUUACACCAGUGAUUCUUUUCACUUGCACUAUAAUUACCUGUUGAGCAAAAAAAAAAAUGUAUAUUAUGUAAAUAUUGUAAAUGGUAUGAGCAUAUAAUGUCUGUUUUAGUUUGACUGUUUCAAUCUUUCAUUGAAGCAGGUGUUGUAAAAAAAAAAAAAAAUAAAGUAAAACUAGGACAG